CUCGGCCGCCGUAGCCUGAACAGCAGCAGAGGCACUCGGGCGCUUUCCAAACAUCAACACGGGAGGCUGCUCCUCUGCUCCUGUCUUUGUAUCGGUCAGCAGGCUUCCGCUUGCUUAAUACUAGCUAAUCAAAUGAUAGCGCAGUUAAAGAGUCAGUCUCAUUCUUAAACUGACAGUUUAAGGCACAACAUGGACUAUCUGCUGCAGGUGAAAAUAGGCGCCCUGAUCGGGUUACUUCUUUUAACUUUGUUUUUCGGUUUCAUCCCUGCUCGAGUCAAGUGGUUCAGAGACACAAACGGGACAGAAACCCACCGCACAGUUCUGAGUCUCAUCAGCUGUUUUGCUGGGGGUGUUUUCCUGGCGGCAUGUUUGCUCGAUAUCAUUCCAGAUUAUCUCUCAGACAUCCACGCCGAGCUGGAUGCUCGGAUGGUGGAGACCACUUUCCCCCUUCCAGAGUUCAUCAUGGCUGCCGGCUUCUUCACCGUCCUCAUCCUGGAGAGAAUCGUCAUGAACUGUCGGGAGAUGCGAGGGGCUGCAGAGGAGAGGGCGCCCCUGAUAUCAGACAACAGAAAUGGGCACGGACAUGGUCACGGAACAAGUCCUGAUCUGGAGGGCAGCGGCCACCACGUCCAUGUUGACUUUCAGGCUCAUUCCUCCUUUCGUUCCCUCAUGCUCUUCCUCUCCCUCUCGCUCCACUCGGUCUUUGAGGGUCUUGCAAUCGGCCUGCAGAGCACUGACUCAAAGGUUUUAGAGAUCUGCAUCGCUAUACUCGUCCACAAGAGCAUCAUAGUGUUCAGCCUGUCAGUGAAGCUGGUCCAGAGCGCAGUGCCUCCGUUAUGGGUGGCCGCUUAUAUCGGUGUGUUCGCAUUGAUGUCACCUAUAGGCAUCGCCAUCGGCAUCAGUGUGAUGGAGGCUCAGCUAGCGGCUGGAAUGCUAAUCCAGGCCGUCCUGGAGGGGCUCGCUGCCGGGACAUUUGUUUACAUCACCUUUCUGGAGAUCCUCCCACAUGAGCUUAACUCACCUGGGAAGCAGCUUCUCAAGGUGCUCUUCAUCCUGCUUGGCUUCAGCGUCAUGGCCGCUCUGACAUUUCUGGGCUGAGAGCAAGUCAUCGUUGAGUUGGCACAUCUGUCAGGAUGUGACCGGGAUGCUUUGUGCCAACUACUGCAGCUCCCACAAGUUAGUGGGUGACUUUUGUACAGAAAGACAAACUGUCCUCCUUAGAAAAGAAGAAGUAGGUUUACUGACGCAAUGUUACACCCAACUCUGGAGUUUAAUCAUCAAAGAAGCCUGACAACAGAUCUAUGUUUUAUUGCGUUCAUGGUACUUUUAAAACGUUAUGUGUAUAUGAUUAGUUUUUUUAGAGGAUUUUAUUCAAAGAGGAAACACUUUCUGCAAACUUUUGCAGAACAACUGAGAGAAUCACAGGGGAAAGAGGUGUGUUAUCACUGAGUCUCUUCAUUUAUCACUUGUUUUUAAACCAGCCUGCAAACAGUCUCUGACCUUUGACACUAUUGAGGGAACUACUAGAAACAAAGGGCUGCGCUACACGUGCAUAAUACCUUGUCAUUAAUUCAAUCAUGUCAGCACAUCAGUACCUCCAGAUCAUUAAUGUUUACAUUUUAUUUUCAAUUAAUUCAAACCGGGAGCUUCCAUUUCCCAAAAAGCACUGUUUGUGCCUUCACUUUUGUUUUUUUAAAUGUUGCUUCCACUGACCCAGAUUUAUUUGUUAAACACUGGCAUUUUAGUGCAAUUCUUAGUUUUUUUCUCUGGAGAAUCAAUCAAAAUGUCAUAUAUUCAUCCACUACACUAAUGUAAAUGUAAACUGACUUCCUCAUGCCUUAAGAAGUUUUAUGCCAAAAAGAGAGAGACAACAAUGACAAAAUAUGUGGGAUUUGUUUUUAUUCUGUUUGCACUUUUUUAAUAAAGAAGCAGUGAUGUUGUCCACAAUUUUAAACA
Acanthopagrus latus (yellowfin seabream) is the source of this 1956-nucleotide messenger RNA. It is a transcript of the gene slc39a1, whose product is annotated as solute carrier family 39 member 1. Gene Ontology annotation, biological process: zinc ion transmembrane transport. Gene Ontology annotation, molecular function: zinc ion transmembrane transporter activity. The record is from RefSeq and is a predicted model, not a curated record. Gene Ontology annotation, cellular component: plasma membrane. The transcript is spliced from 4 exons. NCBI's taxonomy places the organism in Eukaryota, Metazoa, Chordata, Actinopteri, Spariformes, Sparidae. Bases 190 to 1098 code for a protein of 302 amino acids.